This is a messenger RNA of Pocillopora meandrina, 23697 nucleotides long. Lineage: Eukaryota; Metazoa; Cnidaria; Anthozoa; Scleractinia; Pocilloporidae. The record is from the annotation of a GenBank genome assembly.
CGAUCGCUGUCUAUCUGUUAUGGUUAUUCCCGCCAAAUUUGUGCUAAAUUGGAAGCUAACUUGAGUCGGCAGGGUUUGGGAGCAUUCCUUCAGUCAUAAAAGUACGUUUAAAGAGUCACUCGUGUUUGUAUUUCAAAUGUAAAAGAUAUAUUCGCAAAAAUUGUAUUCGUCGUUUUGUGUUUGGCUGAACUCUCAUACAUUGUGUUCCCUUAGGUUCAUAAGAUGGGUUAUUUACAACGGCUGGAGUUAGAAAAUUUUAAGUCCUAUAAAGGAAAACAUACUAUUGGACCUUUCAAGCGUUUCACAGCUGUUAUUGGACCUAAUGGAUGCGGUAACUAUAGCUAUAUUCAUUUGCUUAAGUUGUGUGGUGUGUAAGUUGCAGGUUCUCUGAGAAUGAAAGCACGGAGAUAUCUUUAAAUGGACAAAUCAACAGUUGACUUUGUUAAGAGCAAAGCGUUAAUUAACAAAUAGAGAAGCCUUGACUGUGCUCUGUUCUGUUGUAAAGCAUGCAGGAACUGGCUAGAGCACUAAAGAAGUGUAGGGAGAAAGACAAGACGUAGUCAAGUGUAGCUGCUUCCUAAGCACUUAUCACCUAAGCACUCACCUUAGCACCUAAGCACUCACUUUCAUGAGCACUUAGGAAGCGGCUAAAACACUCAAGAAGUGGGGAGAAACACUCAACUAAAUCUUGUGUUUCUCCCUACACUUCUUUCAUGCUAUAGCUUUUGUGCUCUAGUAAAGUUUACAACAGAACAGAGUCAAGGCUUCUCUAUUUGUUUUAUAAUAAAGAAUCUGUUGAAUUCCUCAAGCAUUACUUUCAAUUUUUAAAAACAAAUUCUAUUUCUGAAGCCAACAACAGCGUCGUCAGCAUGCUCUAUACUCUUAUAAAGCAUGCUAUAAUAAGUGAAUCAGAAUCCCUGUUAGAAUAGUUCAAAUAAUCAGAUUGGCUGAUCAAGACUAAAGCUGUCAAAAAUGUCAAACCAUCAAAGUUAAAAAAACCAUCAAAGUUAAAAAACCAUCAAAGUUCACAUUCUGCAAUAGUUUACAAACUUAAAUAGUGUGGUACGUUGAAUUUAACACUUUUUCGUGAAGUUUUUUAGUCUCUAAUACAGAAUCUGAAAGUGAAGUGUUCAUUGAAAUUUGGCCAAAUUGCAGCACAAAAACACAGAAGUUUUUUCACAUGACAAGUAGAAAUAAACUGUUCAAGGCGAGGGUUUUAUAAAUGAACGACAACCAAAUUCAGCUGAACAUAAAGAUUGCUCAGAAAGAUAGCACUAUAAAAGUCGGCCACAGUGACUGAUGUGGCCUUCCACUCAGCGCAUUGGAAAGGAUAUUAGAGCAUGCUCUUAUUUUGUAACUCGAAGGGCAGGUGAUUUAGUUUCUGAGGCUUGCUUCACUGUGAUGACUGGAGAUCAUGAUGAGCUAGCUGUGAUAGACCUCAGCAUGAUCACAGUCGCUCUGACACCAUCAUGAUAAGUAUGAAUUUUAACAGUUAUGCCAGUUCAAUUACAUUUUUCAUCAUUCCUGUUUUGUUUUUGAACACAAAAUUUUAUAUACUAUAUGAGUUUUAGCUAUGUGUGAUUUUUAUUACCCUAUGUAAGCUUACAAUGUAACUGAGCGUGAAAACCUUUAAAACUUAGACUGUCCAUUUUGUUUUCUCUUUGAGUAUUUUCAUCUCUGCUCAUGUUAUAAUAAUGUAGAUUACAGCGCCUGGCCUGUUUACAAGCGUUUGUUUGGUUCUUCUGUUGUUACCUGCUCACUCACUUGUUCCCGAAAUUAUACUUUCAAUUAAUGAAAAAAGCUAGAGAGAAGUCCUGGAAAAGGUCAGACAUAAUUCAAUUUGGCAGAUGGUGUGACAGCUUUAGCUCAGCCCCAUGCUCUAUACUCUCAUAGAGCAUGCUCUUUCAACCAAUGAGCAGCACACAUUAAAUCCGAAACUUUAUCAUUAAAUAAAAUUAGCAUUGGUUAUGGAACUGAGUGGAGUCCAAUUUGGUCUGUAAUAAACUUUAUUAUUAAUUAUAAUAAAGGUCGGAUAUAACGCGCGCUCUCAUUGGUUGAAAGAGCGUGCUCUAUGAGAGUAUAGAGCAUAGAACUGAGCUAAAGCUGUCAUGCCAUCUGCCAAGUUGUACCAUGUUCAACCUUUUCCGGGACAAGAGCACUCAAGAAGUGGGAAGAAACACUCGACUACGUCUCGUGUUUCUCCCUACACUUCUUUCGUGCUCUAGCCGCUUCCUGCGUGCUUUAUAACAGAACAGAGCACAGUCAAGGCUUCUCUAUUUGUUAAAUAAAAAUUAGCAAUGGUUAUGGAACUGAGUGGAGUCCAAUUUGGUCUGUAAUCAUAUGAGUUAGUAACAAAAUGGGAUGACCACAGCAGGAGUCUGAUUUGUUAUUUAUUAGUAUGAUUAUGGACAGAGUUUGACCAUUAAAGUCCCGUAACCUGUCAAUCAAAAAUAUGACAAAAUUUGAUAAGUAAUGUAGCCAUUGGUUAUAUGUUUUUAUAUAAAAAACAAAAGUUAAGUUGGUGGAAGGCUCAUCAACAGGGCUGCCCAGCACUUGACACAUACUUUCCAGUUACAAUAUAUUAGGCAUGAUGCCUAUGCUGUUCAUUAUAUGAACAUGACGCAUACUCUGUCUGUAGCUGCUAUGGGCAACUAAAUCUCAGCAGAUCAAUCAGACAGUUUUUAACGCAACUCUACAAUACAUUUAAUCUCAACAAUUGCUGAUGUAAGGUGGUAUUGAUUGGAUCAGUUAAAACUGCCAACAAAAUAGCGAGUUAAAGCUUAUUAUAAUGUGAAUUAAGCUAAAUGCACCUAAAACUACAUACGGUAAGGAAAACUAAAACAAAAGUAACAAUGAAAACUAAGUAAUACAAAACUUACCUUUGUUGUGAUGCUUUAGAAUUACUGCCUAAUGGCAAAGAAGCUGCACAACAUGUUGCACAAUGAAAAUAAUUUCUGCUUCGCAAGUGGACUUACUGAGUAAACUGAACAAACUGUGAUGAACAUAUUGUCGAAAUACAUGCUAUGUUAUGCAAAGUUACAUAAUGUAAGGUAGCGUAGUGCACGCAAAAUUUGAACUGUAAUUAAUGUUGUUUGUACAAGAGCAAUAAACAAAAAAAAAGAACAAGGCAUUUGUGAUCUACACUGUCCCUUGUGCUUAAAUUGAGUUGGUGAUAACCAAUCACGUUCAACAAAUUUUGUUACAGUUUUGAUUAACAUACCAAUCAUAACCAUUACAAUUGCCUCAAAUGUGAUUGGUGCAUUAGCUGCUAAUUUUUAGAAAUGUUGUUGUUAAAUUGUGAUAACAACUCAUUUUAUAAGAGUUUCAAUGUAUUCAGACUCUGAGUGAGUAACUUUAACUUUCAAAUUAUCCAUGAAGUACAGUCAAACUUUUGUUUUUCUUUUCAUUCUUGGGUAUGUUACCAAUAUUGCUGAUCUUUUGGUUAUCUGUCAGUUGAUAGUCAGCCAACAGGGUUACUCAGGGAGCUCUUCCUCACAAUUACUGGAAAAUGAGUGUUGGUCUUACAGAUUCACUAACAUACAUGUGUCACUGGUGCAUGACCAACAAUAAGUUGCUUGUCAUAUAGCUUGUGGUAUUGGUUAAACCUGUCGUUGGUUGAUGAAGGGAGAUGUUCUUUACUUCAACCUAUUUUUCAGAGUUGAACAAUGACUUUAUUCAGUUUAAAUACCUAAGGUUGACUCUUUUGGAAAGUUUAUUGUGUUAUGAGUGACCUCUUGUAAAUUAAACAAGUAACUUAAAUUCUUAUUUUAUUAGGCAAGUCUAAUUUAAUGGAUGCUAUCAGUUUUGUAUUUGGAGAACGCACACAAAGUCUUAGAGUUCGUACUGUUAAGGUGAGUGAAUUUCCUAGUCCAGAGAUACAAUUUAAUUUUUUUCACUAUAACUUCUGUAUUCAUGUGUUACCAAAAGGCUGUUGUCAUGGUGAGAUCAAAUACAUAAUUAAUUGCUGGAAUUAAGGUUUUUUAAGCUAAGUUUUGAAUGAGUGUCAAGAUAAAGUUAUUUUUCACAGUGAGCCUAAAUGAAUGCUUAACUGAUCCAAUACUCAGAAAAAAAUCCUCAGGGAUAAGCUGCAUUGACUACAUGUUAUGCUAUACAUAUUACUUGAUCACAAUCUGGUCUCUCUUUUUCUUGCCCCAAGGGUCAGAAAGAAGAAAGAAUCAAGGAACAGGGUCGACUUGAUUGAAGAUCAUUAAAAUUUUUUUGUUUAUCUAACACAGGAUCUCAUUCAUGGAGCUCCUAUUGGCAAAGCUGUAUCCAGUACAGCAAUGGUUACUGCUGUUUAUGCAGAGGAAGAUGGAACUGAGAUAAACUUUACAAGGAAGUAUGUUAUAUAUGCUUUUGAAACUCUACAAACUUAACAAUUAAUUGCAUACUCUCUUUUUAAGGUCUGUUUUUCUACACUGAAUUUGUAAACCUCAAAAUUGGACUUUUACAGCACCACAUAGUGUAUUGCAGCACUAUAAGUGGUUGGUACUUGAAAUCCAAAAGGAUUUGACUCUCAAAUCUUGAUAAGAUCACCAACAAGCAUGAGCCAGUCACUACUAUUUUGGGUUCCUUACAAAAUUCAAUUUAAACUACUUGCACUGAGACAAAAGUACAUAUCUAAAACAAAAAGACUUGUGUGGCUUCAGCUCUUGGUUAUCUCUUAGAGAUAUUUGUGCCCUAAAUUUCUCUGAAGUUUUCCUGCUGUAUGUGAACAAUUUUGUUGGGUUCCUUGUGAAUUUCAGUUUAAAAGGUUUUUUAUUAUUGUUGUCAAGAGCUGUGUAGCUUGUAAAUCAUUUCAUUGUGUUUCUUCUUACAAGGAUUGUUGGUAGUGGCACUGAGUACAGAAUUGAUAACAAAGUUGUCACCCCACAACAGUACACUUCAAAACUUGAAAGUUUGGGAAUAUUGGUAAAAGCCAAGAAUUUUCUUGUGUUUCAGGUAAAUCUUCAAUAAUUUCCUCUCCUAAGCAUAGAAUGGCAGUUGAGGUUUGAGAGAUAACUGCUUGGACUAAUAUUGAUGACUGUAUCUAAUCAUUGUUCCUACAGGGGACUGUUGAAUCGAUUGCCAUGAAAACUCCGAAAGAGAGAACUCAGAUGUUUGAAAAAAUCAGCAGGUAUAGUGGGAAUAAGUAACUUUAUUUAUUACAUUUCUCUUUGUAAGCUGUCAGACACCCUAUUCAUCUCUGGCAUUUUCAGAGUAUGAUCUCAAAUUUUGAUACUAUGUACAGGGUUACAUUUUUCACACAGCCAAGGCAUCAUAUAUAGCUUGAUUCCAUGUUACUCAUAAAUGCUUUGCUAAACUUUAGAUCAGGUGAGCUUGCAGACGAUUAUGACAAAAAGAAAGUAGACAUGCAGAAGGCUGAAGAAGAGACAAGUUUUAAUUACCAUAAAAAGAAGGUAUGAAAGUUCUUUCUCUCACAGUUAAUAAUAUUGUGGAAGAUGUUGUUUCCAAUAAGAACAAACUGCUUGCUGAUUCUUGGGGACCUUUAAACAAAUUGAUUUGAUUUUUAUCUGAAAUGCAUUUCUAUGAGAUAUGCCAUCUGAUAGGAAUCAGAAAUAAAUGUUUCUAAUUUAAAAGAUGACUUGUGUUUGUUUUCAACAUCAUUUAAAAGUUGGCACAUAAUCAGACUUUCCUCUUGUAAAUUGGGGAAUAUCUUGAUCACUUUCAAGGGAAAAGAAAAAUAACCCAAACUAGCUCUCUGUUAUGUUCAGAUCAAUCUAUAUGGUUAGUGUCAAAAACAUUUGGGUGGUUGGGCAUGUUCAAGGUAUUCAAAACCACAAAGUGUGUGGGCCAUAAAUCAAAGAGGAAAACUAAGACCCUAUAACUUACCAUGCUCACUGAGAUGUGGAUUGUCUUGGGAAACAAGGCCUAGUUUUAUGGAAUGCUAUCAGAUAAUUGAUGCACUUCCAAAAGGAAAUUAAGACAAUUUGCAGUUGCUUUUCAGUCAUUGACACAUCUGAACACUUUUAAAGAAAGCAAGUUUCAUUUGCUCUUCAGUGAGUUAAUCUUGAACAACUCAUUAUUUCCAACAGAUAAAAGGUUUUGGUUUUUGACACUAUUAACAGUGUGUCUAGGGACUGGGAAAUGCAAAUUUGUUCAGAAUGAAUUAAAAUACGUACUGGAGUGAUUGCUUUGUCUAACUUAGGGAAUUGCAGCAGAGAAAAGAGAGGCCAAAGCUGAGAAGGAAGAAGCUGACAAAUACCACAAGCUGAAUCAAGAACUGGUAAGGUUCUAAGCUAACGUACAGGAAAAAUUUUAAUCAACAUCAAAAAUUUAGUCUUUUUUAGAAAAAAAAAUUGGUGGAGACUGGCUGAAUAAGGCUGAAUUGUAAUACAGCAAUUACCAUCACUAGCUGGAUAUGCAAGUCAAAACAAUUCAGAGUGAAGCCUCUACUUAGUGAAUACCUCAUGAAGCAGACACCUAUCAGUAAUAUUAAGCCAACUAAUUUCCUAAUUUUGUCACCCAUAUCUACUCCAAAACUAUCUUAUAUUCAGUAGACACCUCUACUUAGUGGAUGCAGCACUAACAUUAAGCCUUUUAGUGACCUAAGCCCUUCAAGAUGUUUUGUCAUUGAGUAGAUACAUUGUAGUUCUCAGUAUCAUAUGUUAUGGUGUGUGCAAUGCAAAAUGUAAUGCACAUACACAAGAAAAGGCUCCUAACACUUGAAUUGAUGAAGUAGUUAAUGAUAUAUUACUAUAAAAAUUGCAUGCCCUACUAGAACCUACAAGAAGAUGCCAUGUGUUAGGUGGACAUUAGCAAGGGUCCUAUGAGUGUGUAUUUAAAGCAGGUUUAACCAUAGUUAACUGUGCUCUGUAGAUCAAAGCAAUCCAACCAGCUUUGUCUAAAUUGAUAAUGAUUAUUAAGCUAUAAUAUUUUAUUAUUAUGGAAAAUCAUUUCCCAAAAUGAUACUGUUUGCUAAUGUUGAUAGGUUCUGUUUGUUCAUUUUAAUUUCAUCAGGAAAGUUGUCAACUUGAAGUUAAGUUGUUCCAGUUGUAUCACAAUGAACAAAGUAUAAAUCACUUAACUAGUGAACUGAAAGCUAAAUCUCGUGACUUGGACAAACUUGACCAAAGGAAAAAUGAAAUUGACCAGCAGCUCAAGAGUAAGAAACAAGACAGCGCUAAGUUAUCAAGGGAGAUGGCUUUUGUAGAGAAGAAAAUAACCAGCAAGGUACCAAAAUUAGAGAAAACCUCUUUUAUAUAGUUUACUACCAAAGUAGCUAAAACAUGCAGAAUAUUUUCAUGCAUUAAUUGUGUAUCCAAGUCCACAAAUGUUGCUAAUUACCCUGACAUUGGUACAGCAUACCAUUAGGUAUGAGGAAUAAUGAUGCAGAGAAAAGCAAGUUACCUAUUUUGUUGAAAUAAGCACAGUAUUAAAAUAGUAGCUAACUUUGAACCAUGCAGGAAAGUUUAGACAUGGAAUAUAGUGUGUCACUCAUGUAUGCAUAGCACUUUUUACACCAAUUCUAGGCUUAGUUUGAGUUCACCACAGAAUAAUCUUAGACCAAAGUCAUAAUUAUAGUUGGUAAUUACAACAGUGUCAUAACUUGAACCUAAACUUAUGCAAUGAUUUCAAUAGCGUUAUUCUAUUUUAUACAGGAAGCAGAACUGAACAAGAACAGACCACAGUAUAUUAAAGCCAAGGAGAAAACCUCUCAUGUUUUGAAGCGGCUUGAAUCUUCUAAGUAAAGACCUAAGAUUUUAUUUUUUUAACCCUCAGUGUAUCAGAUCUAUUAGAGUUUUUUACUGGCACAAGAUAAAUUUUAACCCUAUUGUGCAUAGUGAAGUAUAAUGGGGCUUUUAGUACAGGUAGUACACUCUACUCACUGAGCUAUUUUAUUUGUAUCAUUAUUUGACUAAGGAUUUCAGGAAAUAGUAAGGUGCUUUAUAAAUGAAAGCAGAACUAUCCCAUUUAUAAGUUAUGGUUAGUUUGAGAUACUUUUGAUACUGGGAAAAUUUUCCUCUGAUCAUAUCAUUAUAAGAUUUCAUAAAAUUUUGCUUUGAAACAUUCUUUUGGGUGCUGUAUUGUCACCUUAAAAUUUGAGUAUACAUAUAGAUCAGUUCAACACAGAUAGAUAAAUCUAAGGACCUUUCCAGCUAAAUAAAGAAAGGAUUUUAUUGCAUACUCCUACUGGAGUGCUUUUUAAUUGAGUGUAGUAAAACCAAAACAAAUUGAAAGUAGUCACAAUGGCCAGACAGAAGAAAGGAGAAUGAGUACUGAAAGUAAAACCUACCAACUUCCUAAAUCAUGGGAAAACACCAGUGACCAAGUCAUGAUUGGUUUUACUUUUGUAUCUGAUUGGUUAAGAAAGUGUUGCAAGUUUUCUGGACCAAUCACAGAGGGUAAAAAAAGCCAUUGAGGAUUACUUGCAACACUCCAUUGAAAAUUGCUCCUUUUGUUUAACUCGGAUAAAUUGAACAAUAGCUGCGAUAGUUUUUAUGACACUUAGGUGAAACUUUUCUUUGCCUUUGAAGGAAAGCUUUUGACAAAGCCAAGAAUGUUCAUAAAAAGCAUGAAGCUGAAGUAAGUUAAAUGUAUAUUCAGGAAAAUAUUGUAGUGAUUUUAAUAGGCAGUACAGUCAAAUAUGUACAUACUGUACAUGCCUAUAUCUACACUGUUGGCAAUCAAAAUUGAAACCUUUUCUUUUGAAACAAGUUCAAAGUUUAGCAUGUGCAUUGAAGAAUUAAAAUUAUUGAACAAAUCAAAAAAGAAAUUAUAAACAAGGAAGUAAGGAGGAAAAUAUCAUGUGCAUGAGAUAAAUAAUCUCCACACAUUGCUUAAAGAUUUGAAAAUAAAUUAACUGAAGGGAGUAGUGUAAUGUAACAUGCUGUUACAGGAAGUCAAAUUAUAUGUGAAAGCUGUGUAAGAAUGUUUUGGAAGACCCCUGUAAAGGUACUUCACAUGGAGAACAUCAUUAAAAACCUUUUCAUUUAAUUCUGACAGAUCAGGGAGCUUGAGCAUGAUUUGGAUGAGGUUCGCAAUGCAGCAGCAAAGUAUGAGGAAGAUGUGUCAGGAGCAAGUCAAGAUGAAAAUGUGGAACUGAUGGAUUCACAGGUGUAAAAGUCAUACAUCACUUCCUAGAAUUAGGGAACAACUUAUUUGUGCCAUUGAUAAUUAUAAUUAAAAUGUUCUUGAUUAAGGGAAAAUACAUUCAAGUGUUGAAGUCAACCUGUACUUGAUUGUUGGUUUCAAGAUUGAUUGUUACCAUGCUUGAUCAAGCCAAUUUUCACAGGAGAAUCUGAUCACCUCUGCAAGGUUUUUCUGAAACUAAAGUAUUCACAGCACUGAAAUACAACAGAAAUUUAACAGCUCAGCUACUCCAAGAUUUUAGUGCAUACACAUCAUCCUUUUGUCACUGACUUGAUGAUGACAAUGAAUCAACAAAUCUUUAUUGAAAGUCAGGCUUCAAUAUUCUUACUGGUUUUAAGUACAAAACUUUUCAUUCCAAUUACAGAAAGCUUGGUCACUCAACCAAUAAAAACCAGUCACAUUUCACAAAUUCUAAUAUGUUAUGAAUAUGGCCUUCUUCAUGGUUGGUGAGGGUGCAUGAUUUUUAAUCAUGGGUUGUGAAGAGGUGCCAAGGGAUGAAAGAGUCUAAAAAUAAAAAUUGUACAUGCAAACUGACCAUGAAGUAAUUUGUUUCUUAUAUUAGUACUGGGAUAUUACAAAUGUUUGUAACUUUAAAUUGCAGUCAACUGAGACAAAGAAGUUGCGAACUUGACAUUGCCUUUAUUAAGACCCAAUCAGUUUUUUGUUACAUUUCUUGUUGUGCAUAAUUAUUUAGAUAGGAAAUUAAUAAACAUUUCCCAAAAAAAAGACAAAAUAAACACAAUAUUUUCACACUGAAAGGCAGAGAGCGUAAGUUCAGUUAUCUCAGUAUUUGAUUCUCAUAAACAUAUUCCAAAUCCCUCUGUGGAGUUAGUAAACAUUCUAUUUCUUAUGUUUUAUUAAUAGGUUGAACAAUAUCAUGCAUUAAAGGAACAGGCUGGGAGGGAGACUGCAGCCCUUAAGUUACAGUUAGACAAGGUACAAACUUAUUGCAGUUAAAGAUUGUAAGCUCAGUUCCCUUCUAUUUGUACCAGAUAUUGUAUUGUGAAUAAUUGAAGUUCUUUUUUUAUGAUGUAUACAUUAAUUUUUCCUAAAAAGUAUCUUUUUUUUACCUUGUCACAUCACAAGAUUGUGAGAGAGCAGAACUCUGAACAGGAAUUCCUAGACCAGUUAAAACAGAAAAAGGUGGAUCUUCUUGCUCAGCAGAAACACAAGACAGAUCAAAGGUGUGUGCUGGAUUCUAAGAGUUGAGUUAACAAGAAGAGGCAAAAAUUUUAACCAUUUGCUUUUUCAACUAUAUCUGCUGUUUCAAGUAUCUAUGCCUUGUUUAGUCUUGCGUUGGCUAUACACAUGACUAUUAAUGAUAAUAUGGCCCAACCCUCACUACAGAUACCAAAUGUUAUUGUUAUUAUUACUUGUACAGUACAAGCAAAUAUUUAAUAGAACUUCAUUUGACAGGUAGCACCCCAACUUAGGUGGUCAACUUGUCAGCACAUAUGGGCAAUUGUGAAAUGGGGAAAAAUUGAAACAAACAUUUUUGACCGAAAAUUCAAAGCAUUUUACUAUGGUUUUUCUUAUGAUUAAAUGCAGUUUAAUAGAAUAUAAAGGAGUUAACAAAAAAGAGCAUCAGCGUUCUCUAGUAGUCAGUGGUUUUUUCGCAUAUGCAUAUGUACAUGCACUGGAAUUCCAUGGGCUCUGCGUGUGCUUUGAGUGUGAACUUGCAGCAUUGUGAGGAGUGCCAGCUCAUUGUCAAGGCAGUUUUCCCCACCCCUUCCCUUGCUCUUUCCACUGUUUAUUCAGUGUGAUGAAUAUAUAUGAGGCCUGUAGAGAAGAAUCUUGGUUGUCCUCGCUAUAGUUGUAUUUUUAUUUUAUAUGACAUCUUAUUUUUAAAUUAUCCAAUCAUAAACCACAUGAAUAACUGUGUCUGACUCAACAGGACUCAACUCACAGAGAGAAUUGAAAAACUUGAUGAAUAUAUUAGGUUUGUAAUCACUCAUUUAACAAUUUCUUUUUCUGACAAGUAAAUGAAUGGUUGUUGGGGUAGACUUACAUGUUUACAAAAUUAAACUAAUGUUUAUAUUUUCUUGAAGUGUCAUUAUAUUUCAGGCAUGGCUAUUUUCUAGCACCUAAUACUAGUUUUCUCUAACAAUUUGUUCACACUGAUAAGCAUGAAGUUUUAUGGGGGUUCAUAGGGAUUCAACAAAAUGUUGAAAAAGUUAGAAAAUUUGCAAACACAUUUUCAUGGAUGGGAAAAAUAUGGGAAGUAGAGAGAAAGUCUGAAAAAAUGGUAAGAAUUUCACUUUAAACUCAAACUCAGACCUUUCAAUUUAGCACUUAAUUUCUCAACCAACCAAACAUCAGAGAACGGAGACUCAUAAUUAUUCUCUGAUCCAUUAUGAUAUAAGAUUAAAACAUAUGUUAGAUACACAUGUUAAUGUUCACUUUGUUUUUGUCCUGAAGCACGAACAUACAAACAGUGGAUAAGUUGAGGCAAGAUCAUGACAAAAUGGAAAAGGACAUCAAGUAAGUUCUUUUAAAUUUCUACAUCCACAGUAUUUCAAGAUAUUUAUUUAAGUCAUUCUUCAUAGGUAAUUAGAUCAACCAGAACACUUUUUUUUUUUCAAUUUCCAAAUUAUGCUUUUCAUGGGGUAGACAAAAGCUGGAAACGUAAGAGCAAAGUCCAUAAAAGGAUUCAUAAAGUGUGAAAGAGAUGGGGAAGAAAUUGGACAAAAGAUGAAAAUAAAACAUUAGAACAUUUUGAAAUGUGUGGCAAUGAGUGUUCUCUUGCAUCUGUUUAGCUAUUAUAAGUUUGCAAGCUUAUAGAAUUUUCAGUAUCUUUUUAAAACUUGUCUUGAAUGCCUUCCUUGUCAAAUACAAGGAAGUCAUUCUUGGAAAAUGUCUGUUAUUAUCUAAUAUAAAAGAAAUUAAAAAUAAAACUAGAUCAAAAUGUUAACUCAUAGUAUACUGUGGAGAAAAAUGUUCACCUCCCUUUCAUUAUGCUAUUUUCCUAGUGAUGCCAACUCUCGUCAUAGUGAAAUUAGUCAACUUCUUGAAGGUGUACAGGGAGAAUUAAAUGAAGCCAAAAUGGACAAACACGAAAGUGCUAGACAUCAAAAGAAGCAAGAACUUUUGGAGAGCAUGAAGAGACUCUUCCCAGGGGUUUAUGGGCGACUUAUAGAUCUCUGUGAACCAGUCCACAAAAAGUUAGUGUACAUACAGUCUUUUUUUAUCUUAAUUUCAUAGGUCCAAGGGCUGUCUUUUUACACAGCUGUUUGCCUUAUUGAAAACUUGAGAACUGUGCACUAAUGUCUUCAGAUCAAGUGAGCUCAGUUGUAUCAGGUGUGGGGAGUUACAGCUGUUAUUGCCAGCCUAGAGGACAUAUGUGUAUAGGUCUUUGGAAAGAAAGUCCUGAGUUAAUUCAAGACAGAAAGCAAUUUUUAUUAAAUAUAUACUUAUUUAUUUUUAUGUUCUUGCUUCUUAGGUAUACACUUGCAAUAACAAGGGUCCUUGGAAGAAACAUGGAUGCCAUUGUUGUGGAUACAGAAAAAACUGGAAAAGACUGCAUUCAAUAUUUAAGAGAACAGGUUAGUAAAGGCUUACUUGCCUUGUAUGUCCUUUGGAUGUUGGAUGUUGCCUGACUUGUGAAAGAGGAAGCUGUAGCUACCAAGGUGCUUGGCAGAGAGGAAUAAGUUUUUAUUUGCUCUUAAUUUGAAAUGACAGCUUUCCAUUCUAGACUGAGAAUUAAGAGUUGUGUCUUUUCUUCUUCCUCCAAUAGCCUAAACCGGCAAUUUUAUGGUAUUGGGUUUCUUAAAAAAAACUUUAGAUGUCAAGAUUCCCUUAAGUUGCAGUCAUUCUUAUUUACUGUGCUUAGUUUUAAAAUAUUUUUUGUCAUCAUUUUAAUUUUCAACAGGUACACAAACUGGAAAGACAAGAAUAUCAAACACAUUUUACAGGGUUUUUUUUUUAAUAUUUAAACUAAUUGUUACAAGCAGAAAACCACCCACUGAAUGCACAGGGCAAGCAAAUUUCCACGUACAACUGAACUGAUUAGUAUGUUGCAUGCUAAACUGAUUGGUGAUUUUUUCUUGCUGAUAGCGAGCUGAUCCUGAGAUGUUCCUUCCUCUGGACAGCAUUCAAGUAAAGCCCAUCAAUGAAAAGUUGAGGCAGAUUGGUGGUACUGCUAAGCUAGUCAUUGAUGUAAUUAGAUACAACCCACCAGUUGUCAAGGUACUUACAAAAGGUUUUUGAAUAGUUACAAUCAUUAAAAACUGCCUAAGUAUGAAAAUGGUCGAAAACUCUACAAUGGUUGGUUAUGCUCUAUGCUCCUAAAUUGAUGGGGACCCCUUUAUCCCUAGGAUAGACUAUACCUUCACUUUUUUAAUUACUGUGGUAAAAAAAUAUCCUUUUGCAUCAGUGUUAUGGACUUUAAAUAUUAAGGAAGAGGCUAAUAUAGAGUUUGAGUGAAAAAAGUUUUACUUAAUGAGAGCUAAAAGUUGGCAAAUAGAUAUGCUGCUGACUAAACUGUUGUUAUGCAACUAUAUUUUGUUUGCUUUGUAGAAAGCAUUGCAGUUUGCUUGUGCAAAUGCCCUUGUCUGUGAUGGAAUGGAGGAAGCAAGAAAGCUUGCAUUUGGUGGUGCAGAGAGAAAGAAGACAGUCUCCUUAGAUGGAACACUUUUCCAAAAGUCUGGUGUAAUUUCUGGUGGAGUAAGGUAUGAUAAUGGUUUUUGAAUUGUUCAUAUAAUGUUUCAGAAAUAAAGCCAAGUUGCAUUUCAGUGUGCAGUGUCUGGAGUUAUUACAAUGCCCACAAAUUCAGCUUUUUUAUGGUAUUUAUGUGGCUAAGACAUCUUCAAUUAGAUAUAAAUGGCUCGGUAGACACAUUUACAAACUCAGUUCAUGAAAGAUAAGGUCAAUUUUGCCAAUGUUGAUCAAUGUUAGAUAACUUGAAUCCACCUGUCUUUGUAUCUUUUUUCUAUUUAUUCUUUUUUGGCACAAAGUGAUCUAAAGGCAAAGGCUAGACGGUGGGAUGAGAAGCAAGUUGAGGGAAUGAAGAAAAAACGUGACAGCUAUUUGGCAGAAUUAAAAGAUCUUAGCAAACACCGUAGGAAAGAGCCAGAACUGCAGAACCUGAGAUCUCAGAUUGAUGGGCUUGAACACAGACUGAGAUACUCUACUAAGGAUAAAGAAACUACAGUAAGUCAGUUUCAGUUUACAGUCAUCAGCCAUGCACAUUGUUACAGUUGCUUAUGUCCUUAUUUAUUGCUAUUUGAAGCCCCUCUAAACACCCUUUCUAACUUUCUUUGCUGUGGCAGUUACUUAGUUAUUUAGCAGAAUAAACCUUCUACCUUACAUUUACUCAUUUCCAAAUCCACCCUGACACUAAAAAGUAGGACUUUGAUCAAAGUAGGGAAAAAACACAAAUCCCAUCAUGCUUUGUUGGGCUUGGUUCUUUUUCGUCCCACUUUAAGUGCCUAAACAGAGGCACUUUGGUCGUGAGAUGUGCUUAGACAUUCAUUACAUCAAAAUUGUAGUUACAAGUGAGCUUCAUGCAUUCCUUGCACUUAAAUCAGUAGGCAUGUUUUCCAUACUGUUCCCCAUACAUUUACUAAAGUGCUGAAAAGGACAAUUUUUUUUCAACAUUCAAGAUCAUCUUUAGUUGAUGAUCAUAUCAUUUAUUCUUGUGACCUUAUUGGGUGAUUCAGGGGUGAUAUUGCAAGACAAUAUCAGGUGCUAGUUACUUUUAGGUAUCAAAGAUUUAAACCUUUUUUAGUCUAUGUACAUGAUGAUCUCCACUCCUUUUGUACCUGUUAUGGUAGUAACAAUGUAACAUAUAUGAUUUUCACAUAUUCACAGUCACUGAUAGGUUUUUUGUCAUUAAAAGGAAAAACAAACUCUUGGAGAAAUUUCUAAGGAGCUGAAGAUCAUAAAGAAAGAACUAGACAGCCUGGAGGUAUACCCACACACUCCUUAAUGACUGCUCCUUUACUACAUGUUGUCAGCGGUGACCUUGCCAUUCUUGGCAUGUUGGCUUUGUUGUUAACUCCUGCCUGACUUACACAAGAGAAUGAAACUUCAAAAUUCAUGUUCUUUGCAUUCUUUUUAGCCGAAGAGAGAGAAGUUGCUUCUUUCAAUGGCCAAGAGGAGUGAAGAAAUCACUAAUACUGAGAAAAGAAUGAACAGAGUGGAGGACCAAGUAAGCCAUAGUAGUUAUUAUUAAUAAUGUAUGGAAAUACGGUUUUGAUAAAAUUAAAUCUCUUCCCCAGAUUCUUCUAGCUUUCUGAAUGAUUAUUUUGUCACAUGUACUUCUUGAUUGAUUGGUUUAGUUGAUUAAUUCUACAUAUUUAUCUUUUUAUUUUUGGUGGAGGGGGUGAGUAUAAAUGGCGCUAUGAGGAAAAUAACAUUCACAUUGCAGUUAAGUUGUAUCCUAAAGGAUAUCAAGUUUAUCAGACUUAGUACCAUCUAAACAUGUAUUUAAUCUCAGGUUUUCAGAGGAUUUUGUGAGCAAAUAAAUGUGGAGAACAUAAGGUGUGUUGCUCUUUAAAGAUAACUUUUUUGACUUUUAAAACCUUAAUAUCAGGAGCACUUUUUUGCCUGAAUUUAUGUUUAAGAUUUAUGAGAGGGUGUAUGUACAGAUUUAUCUAUUAUUUAGGUUGUAAUAAUCUCCAUAAUUUUUUUAAUACAUGCAAUUGUCAAAAACUUGUUUGUUUAAACACUUACAGAAUAUAAUAUAUAUCAUUGCUAAUGAGAGGCAAAAGUUUCCACUGUAUACAAGAAAGAGGCUUUCAUAAUUUGAAAAAGAAGUAUUGAUAUUUCUUGUCAUAUUAUUUGUGUUUUGUCAGUUUGAUGGUAAAUUCACUUUGUGUAAGGUAACCUUUAGUUGACUUUGAAUCUGUUUUCUUUGACUGUAUUAAAGAGUCAUUUGGCUUUAAAGUGAUUCCUCAGAAAAAAAGUUAUGAAACAAAAUUCUUUUAAACUUUCCUUUAAUGAUUCCUACCAAUGUUUAUUUUGAAAAAUUCAAUGGAAAAAAUAGGUAAUUGUGCUUGUUUAAGAGAUACGAUCAGCAAAUCUUCCCCCAUUUUUGCUUGUACUGGCACUAGUCAUGUACAUUAUUUCAUCAGUUCACAGUAAAUUUUGUGGUAACCAGAAGCAAGGGUUUUUAAAGUAACACUUCAAAAAAACUUGAAAUGGUAGAAAUUUUUUAGUAUAUGAACCAAUUUGAUGUAUAAUUUAUGGAAAAAUCAUGCAAUUUUAAACAAGUCCUUGCUUUCAAGGUCAUAAUUUGCAUUAUCAAGCAACAGGCUUUGUACAUGCUUUUAGCUAUAUCUUUUUUUCCUUUUUUGAAUUUCCCAAUAUAAAGGGGAUAAUUUGUACAUUUAGAUUAUGCAAUUUAAAAAGGUGGAUCACAGUGCUCAUUCAAAAGCUAAAGACCAUUUUCCUCUUCACCUGGUCCAUUGAUGAAAAACAAUACCUUGUUCUCAGAAGGCACACAUGCUUAUUGGCCUGAUUAUAUGAUUUUUAUGAGCAGUACAGGAUACGGAAUGCAACACUGAGGAAUCACUUUAAGUCCUCCACACAGAUUUCUAAUCUGUGUUGAAAAGGGCUUCUGGAUAUGUUUUUCCUUCUUCAACAGUAGAGAAUGGCAAAAAUAUAGCCCAUUGUUGAGUUGUUAACACCAAACACAAAAUAAGGGUGUUUAAGUUAACCUGUAUGGAAGAUGAUCAUAAGGUAUUUGAUUCAUGCAAGGUUAUGAUCAGUAAAUGACAAGGGUGGUGAAAUUGAUUCAUAUGAGCACAAGAUCAACAAAUUGUUUCAGUUUUUUGUGUCAGUAAUGUAUGAAAUCAGACCCUACAGUCCAUUUGAGCUUUCUUAAGUCUGAUUUAGUGCUUUUAGUGUUAUUUUCUUUUGACAAAAAUCCUCUGUUUUUCGCAAUUUAUUAUACAAAGGCAAUAUGAAGAAAAACAACUUAAAGCACGGCUAGAGAGGGAUCAAUGCCGCCUAGAGUUUAACAACCAGGAGUCACGCCUCAUAAAUCAGGUUUAGAAAUCCACAUACUCUUUCUCCUGGAAGUUUAUAUGAGACACCUGUAAAUAUUACCUAUUAACAACCAUUUCACAUGGUAUCUUUGCAUUUUAUUUAUUCAUUUAUAAAAGCUUUCCAGGAGAUUUUUCUAAUCUAUAAAAAUACUCAUUCAAAAAGAGAGCAGCGAUUUUGUUAGCAGUAUGAAUGUGUGCACUGCAUCUCUAAAACUCACAUUGUCAUGGUAUUUUUUUGCUCAGAAAAGAUAUUUAUGCAACAUACUACUUUGUAUGUCAUCAAAUCUUAAACUCUGUCAUCCACUUUAACUGUAGUAAUCAUUACAAAUCUCACUAGUUCUUAUUGGUUAAUUGUACAGUUGGAGUAUGAGAAAGGAAGAGAUACCAAAGGUAUGAAAUUUUGAAAAUAAUUUUUCAUAUAGUGGCAUUUUCAAGAAGAUGAGAAGCGAUUUAUCCAGUCUGCAUCAUUGAGGCUAAGCAAUCUAUAAUAAAACAAAUCUAUUGUAAAAAUUCUAUGUUGUAUAUGAUUAUGUCAUGUUUGAUGAUUAUGUCCUCAAUGCCCAGUAAGUAUGAUUAGUGAUGCCCCUUUUGAUAGUUUACUAUUAAGUUUGAGGAUUGCUGGAAAACUUCCCAUGUCAAAUAGCAUGUGACAAAUCUACUCUCCGCACACAUUUGCUUUUAUAAAUUGCAGUCACAGCCCUAAAACCCUCCCUUCUGGGAACCAGAAAAAAGGAAAGAAAGAGGAGAAGCCAGACAAACAAUUAUGCUUCCCUGACAAUUUAUUUCCUCUAGAAACCAGGAAUCCUUUUCCCAUCUGUUGUUCAGACAAAUGCCUCUGUGCUCCUUUAUUAUUAGACCUUUACUGAUGCUGUCAAACACAUCUAUGUAUUUACAAAGAUUUUGGUGCUCACGUUAGUCAAUAAGUCUUGAUUUAAAAGGUUUGGUCAAAUGGCAUUUUGUUUAAAGGUCAACUAAAAAAACUGGAGGAAAGCAUGGCAGCUGAUGAAUUAGAGAUUGAAAAACUCAGAGGAGAGGAAAAGGAGAAACUGAAGGUAACUACUUCCUUCAUUUCUCUUGCAUCAAGAAUGUAACAGAAAUUACUCUUUUUAUGUUUUCAUUUAUGAGGAAAAUUCACCAUUUUAGACAUAUUAAUUAAUUAAACUGGUUGAUUUAUUUGCAGUUAAUUGAGAAAGACACAACAGAGUUGGAAAAGCUGCGUUUGGAAAAAUCAGCAAAGAAGUCUCAGAUAGAUGAGAAGGUAAACAGGGAAUAAGCAACACUAAUGCAAGACAUAAUAACUAUGUGUGUGUUCAGGUGUUUUUAUGUUCAAUCCUCUGUUUUGAAUGUUUAUAUUAAAAUAAACCAAUAGUUACCAACAAGGAUCUAUACCUUGUUUACAUGUCUCUUCCAGGAUCUGGAAAUAAAGGAAGUCAAGAAAAGCUUUAUGCAUCACAUGAAGGAUGUUACAACUCAUCAAAAACAAAUCACUGCCAUGGUGAAUUUCAUUGGAAUUUUUUAAUGGUUGAUUUUUUUUUAGAAAAUAUUGUAAGAAAGAGGUUUUUCAUCAAGACUGCAUUGAAUGUAAAUAUGUGCUUUUCUUGUAAUAUACAAUUUGCAUGAAUGUUCAGACUUGUUUCAGUAAUCUUUCUGUAUAACUUUAAUGUAUAGGAAACUCAGUUGGAGCAAAAGAGAGCAGAUCGUCACAGUCUCUUAAAGUCAUGCAAGGUAAUAAUGACAGUUAUCUGAGUGCUGAUAAUGGAGCAUUUAUUUUAGUUAUGUUGUUUUUGUGUUUCGAUGCACUCCAUUGGAUGAUGGCUUAGGAUGAAUUUCUUAGUGAAGAUCCUCACUUACUCAACCACUUAAUGACUCAUUUUAUGUGCUUGUAUUUGCAUUUUUUAAAUCUAAUUUUCCUCUUUGGUUACAUUUUGUAAUAUGACAAUGACAGAUGGAAGACAUCUUCCUUCCCUUCAAAAAGGGAGGAAUGAAUGAUAUUGAUCUUGGAGAACCUUCAAGUAGUCAGCCAGAAAUGUCAAGUCAGGACCGAGGAGAAUCAUCAUCAAUGGAAAUUGACAGCACAAGCACACAGGUAAUCUCCACUGCUGACCCUUGCAGGGUACACAGAACCACUUGGAAAAUUGUUACAUGAAAACCAAAAUUCUCUUUGUGGCCAUCUAGAACAUCAUUGUAAACAAACUUGAUGCCUGUCUUUGUAUUCAUCAAACUUUUCUUCUUUUACUUUGGGGGGUGACUAGGUUCAGAAUAAUUAUAGGAUUGAUCAAUAAGGGGAGAUGAGUUGUUGAUUUUAAUGUGAAUGAUACUUUACUGCAGUUCUCGUUUGAUUAUUUAUGUUCAGUCCAUUGAUAUGGAUUUUCUGCCCACAGGGGGCCAAGAUCACUUAUGAGAGGGAGGCCAAUCUAAUUAUUGACUACUCUUCACUUGGUCGAAGCUUAAAGCAGGUGUGUUCAGUACAACAUGUCAGUUACUAGGUGCCAGUCUCUCUUGACCAUUGUUCUAACUGCUUUUGUUACUGAUCAGCUUGAAGACCCAUCAGAAAUCCGGAACACAAUGAAUGAGCUGGCAAACAAGGUGAACAAGCUGCAGGCAACUUUACAGAGGAUACAGGCUCCAAAUAUGAAGGCACUUGAGAAGUAAGCAAUUUUCCACCAAAUGAAAAAGGUGUUGUAUGAACAGGAUAACAGAGAAAGAUAAUAAAUAUAAAUACGAUAUUGAAUGGAUUUAAUAUACUUUUUAACAUUCAGUAGCAUUUGCCCUCUAAUUUGGAAAACUUAAUCAAGGUAGCAAUCAACCUUCCUCUUUCUUUUCAGAUUAUCUAGAUAAAGCAAGGUUAACAUCACAUAGAAGGUAGCUAAAUGUUAAUUGAUAAUUUUUUUUCAAUUUAGAUUGGAUGGAGUAAGUAGUCGAUUUCAAGAGACAAGUGCUGAGUUUGAGCAAGCGCGAAACAAAGCAAGAAAGGCCAAGAUUGAGUUUGAAACUGUCAAGAAAAAUAGGUCAGCCAUGAGUUGCAUUGACAGUAUCAUGCCAUGGUUUUUAUAAGGCUCAUCAAAUGAGACACCUGGAAGUAUCUCAACAUAGAAAUAACACUAAUGUUUUAAAAGGUUUUUUGGAUAGUGGGCAAGCAUUCUUUUGUCUCAAAUGCCUCAUCUUUUUUGUUGUUGUUCAGUUUGGAAAGGUAACUUGCUAUAGGGCAUUCUUUUUUGGUGGGUGGGAAGUAGGAUAGUGUAGUAGCACAAGAGUUAGUGCUGGGACUAAAACCCCUCAGUACCCUAAAUGCGAUCUCUUUUGCUGUCUAACUAAUAUGCUCCUGGGAAAAAGGAGCCCUAGUGGCAGCUUAAUGUAGAAGUAAAUUUUCCCCCCCCCUCGGUGAAAAAAUCCACUAUUACUUUGAUUGCCAACUGAAUAGUGCUAAUCCUUUGUUAUUAUUGGUCAGGUAUGACCGGUUUAUGGAUGCAUUUGAACAUGUUUCACAAAGAAUAGAUGACAUAUACAAGGUAACUGAGGAUUAUAGUUAAGUUGUGACAUGAUAGAGAGUUCUUGUAGAAUGGUUCUUCAUCAUGUGAUAUUGUCACUUCAUUAAGUUGUAAAAGAAAUCACUCUAACUUUUAACUCUCAACACAACAUAAAUUUUUUUGAAUAAGUUUCUUUAAGCUGGUUAUUUCUUUUGUUUUCUGUGACAUUGAUUAGUCAUUUUACAGUUACUUUGUAUAUCAAUUAUUAUUUGGGUGGCUUGUUUUGCAAUGAAGUAAGAAUCAAAGCAACUAUGUGUGAUAAAAAAGUCACUCACUUAUAUAUCCUGUCCACAGGAGUUGGCCAAUAAUCCUAGUGCCCAAGCAUUCCUUGGACCAGAGGAUGCAGAGGUGUGACUGUUACAUUAAGGAAAAACCUGUUUGUCUUAUUUUAGUAAACUUUGAGCAAGAGAAUAUGAGUGAUUAAGUAAAUACUAGUAGUUAUUUAGCUACUUUGUGUUUUGAAAAAUUAAUUCUUUUAUGUUUUUGCAGGAACCCUAUCUUGGAGGAAUCAAUUACAACUGUGUAGCACCAGGGAAAAGGUGUUAUUGCCCAGUCACCUCUUACUUAUUUCUUCUUACUGUUACUUAUCAUACAGAUAUAUGAGACACCUUUAGGCAGGUUAUUUUAGCCUUCUCUGAGGGAAAAAAGAAAUAUGUGAUACAUUACUUUCCUUGCAUUCAUACGAGUUAUACAUUAUCUUUCUAACUACUUAGGUUUCGACCAAUGGAUAAUUUAUCAGGUGGAGAGAAGACUGUUGCUGCACUUGCUCUUCUCUUCAGUAUUCACAGGUAAAUUAAGUUAAAGGUCAUGAUACACUUGGCAAUGACAGGUUAUAACAAUUUGCUUUUGUGUGACUUAGAAUCUUUGUGGCUGCCACAGAAUGUUGUCAAGGUAACGGAGAUGCAUAAAUUUAAAAUGGUUUCAUUUGGUGCAACAAUUGUAGCCAUGAAUCAAGUUAAGAGUCUUGAAUAAGCUACACUGUGAUAAUAGCAACCACUACCACAAGCAUGUCAUAAGUGUCAUCUAUCAUUUUUAGUUUGUAUUUUCUCAGCAGUUUUCUACGGUGGCCCAUAGAGGACAUGCCACAUUUUUUUAUUGCAUGAUAAAAUCAAAUAUCGUGUGAUAACUGAUAAAUUAUUGCACGAUAAAUGAAAAAUUAGUGUGCAAUAAAUAAAAAUUAUCGCACCAUAAUUAAUCAUUUAUUGUGCGAUAAUUAAUCAUUUAUUGUGCGAUAAAUGGGAAAGAUGUUAGGUCACUUAAUCGGCUGUCAUGCACAUUGUUUCCAUGGACAACAAUGGUUGCCACAGUUGAGGAGGUAGGUUUUGAGGUCAAUAGUUCAUUUUAAUUAAGUAAAGAGAUCAUUUAGCAGUACUUUGCAAUACUUCUAUGACACAUAGCUCUGUGAAUCAGUGCAGUAAACCUUGAAUUUGCUAAAUCUUACGAGACACUUUUAGGGAUGGCCGUCAGUGUCUGAGAACGAGAGUGGAUUAUCUAAUCCAUCUCAUUUUGCGAAUUACAGUAAACUCAGCAGCCAACAAUUUAUUUCGCUUCACUGUCACCAUUUUGUUUCUAUUGACCUCAAAACAUACCUCCUCAACUGUGGCAGCCAUUGUCAUCCGCAGAGACAACAUGCGUAACAGCCGAUUACGUGGCCUAACAUGUUUCCCAUUUAUCAUGCAAUAUUUUGAUUUUAUUGCGCGAUAAAAAAAAAAAUGUGGCAGGUCCUCUAUGGGCCACCAUAGUUUCCAGAUAAUUUCAGGAGAUCAUUGAUUCAUAAAAGUGGGCUAAAGAAUAGCUUUUUCAAUGUUUUUAUUUUGAUUUAUUUCUUGAAUCUCUCAAGCUACCAGCCUGCCCCAUUCUUUGUUUUGGAUGAAAUAGAUGCAGCCCUGGACAACACUAACAUCAACAAGGUGAAUAUGUCCAAUGCUAAUGUUCACUUAUUGUUCAUUUUACACCCAAACUUCCCAUUACACAUCUCUGCAAGUUCUUAGAGAGGUUGAGCAUAACUUUUACAGCAAAUGCCAAAAAUUUCUUCCCUUUGUCUUUUUGUCAAUUGUUACAGCACGUAAUUCAUAUAAGAUGGGAUAUAUCUUAUGCUUGAUGUAUGGAAAAUGCUAAAUAUUAUUGCUUUGUGAUAGUCUAAUUUUCUAUUAUCUGCCCCCUUUUUGGUUGUCAAGCUAACCUUUUACAUUUCAAUAGGAAUUUCUGUGUAAAAUGCAACCAGGGCAUAUGUUUAACAAGAACAUCUGUGAAUGAGGUGGUAACCAUUCACAGCACGUAAUUCAUAUAAGAUGGGAUAUAUCUUAUGCUUGAUGUAUGGAAAAUGCUAAAUAUUAUUGCACAAGAAUUAAUGUCUGUACUUCCAAAUCAGUAGAUUUUUGGUACCUUGUCAAGUCAAUUCUCUGCAUAAUUAGCAAUAAUGAAAACUUUUAUUUGUUUAACGGUUUAGCUAAGGUAAAGUGUUAUGAUGAAAAUAUCACUUCUUUCUUCCUACCCACACAAUUAAAAUUUUUUACUUAUGUAAUUAAUGCUGUUUCUUAAGGUUGCAAGGUACAUUAUUAACGAAACCAGAGAGCAUUUUCAGUGCAUUGUGAUUUCACUUAAAGAAGAGUUCUACACAAGAGCUGAAGCUCUUAUUGGAAUCACUGCGGAGGUUAGUGUUUAAUGCCAAGAACCUCUUUGUUUGUUUGUUAUUUCUUUUAUUGGGUCAAUUUCAUGAUUCAGCAACAUGUCUUGGCAGUGCUUUUAUGAACUCCAUACAAAGGAGCACAGCCACUUACCCUUAAUUCUCUCCUCUGUAUUCAUUACAUUUCUUACACUUUAUUGCACACUGCUUACCCCCUUUCUUUGCUCCUUACUUCUUGUCCUCUAUUAAAAAGAAGUAUAUAUAUACUACUAAAUGUAAUGACACAGAUAAACAGUAUCAAGUAUAGCUGAUGCUUUUUUAUUUCAACAUUAAUCAAAAAUGGAAAACCUUUUCCAUGUGUUGCUCUCUCCUUGACUUUCAUAUUCAAUUUUCUCUGCAGCCUGAUAAGGACUGUACAGUGAGUCGAGUGUUUACUUUGGACUUGACUCAGUAUCCUGAGUAG